CAAAUCAUAGGAAUCAACGAACAGAACAUAAGCCUCGCGUCUUCCAUAAACCAAAGCCAAAGCAACUCGACUAAUAAUUCCAUUUUCUCUCUUUUUCUUUUUCUUGCCUUUUUUUUUUUUUUUUCUUCUCCUCCUUCACCAAUCCAUUACCUUCAGUCGUGAUGUUAACCCUCGAAUCAAACCAGCUCCAGCAGCUCAAGGAAAUCUUCAUGCACUUCGACAUGGAUGGCGACGGCAGCCUGACUCAACUAGAGCUCGCCGCACUUCUUCGUUCGCUCGGCCUCAAACCUUCCGGUGACCAGAUCCAUGUUUUGCUAUCAAAUAUGGACGCAAAUGGCAAUGGGUAUGUGGAGUUUGAUGAAUUGGUUACUGCUAUAUUGCCUGACAUGAACGAAGAAGUCUUGAUCAACCAGGAGCAGUUAUUGGAGGUUUUUCAAUCAUUUGACCGUGAUGGUAAUGGAUAUAUUUCAGCAGCUGAGCUUGCAGGUUCCAUGGCUAAAUUGGGCCAUCCUUUAACGUAUCAAGAGCUAUCUCAGAUGAUGAAUGAAGCUGAUACAAAUGGAGAUGGCGUCCUUAGUUUACAUGAGUUUGCUCAUAUCAUGGCAAGAUCUGCUGCUGAUUUUCUUGGCCUUGCCCUGCAGGCAUAGCCAAUAUACUUAUGAUUGUUGAUACGUUUGAUACAUUUCUACUGUGUCAUCAAUUAGAAAAUCUAGACUUUUGGGGGGUCUCAAGUUUCAAAAAAUGGCUAUGUAGCUGGUUCUUAAUUUUCAGAAAUGGUGAUGGAUGAUCUUGGUUUUCUCA
Molecule: messenger RNA, 801 nt
Organism: Manihot esculenta (cassava)
Lineage: Eukaryota; Viridiplantae; Streptophyta; Magnoliopsida; Malpighiales; Euphorbiaceae
Product: probable calcium-binding protein CML15
Exons: 1
Coding region: 162-647 (161 amino acids)
Molecular function (GO): calcium ion binding; enzyme regulator activity
Source: RefSeq, a predicted model, not a curated record